Paramisgurnus dabryanus is the source of this 990-nucleotide messenger RNA. It is a transcript of the gene cenpp, whose product is annotated as centromere protein P. Gene Ontology annotation, cellular component: chromosome, centromeric region; nucleus. Gene Ontology annotation, biological process: CENP-A containing chromatin assembly. The record is from RefSeq and is a predicted model, not a curated record. NCBI's taxonomy places the organism in Eukaryota, Metazoa, Chordata, Actinopteri, Cypriniformes, Cobitidae.
AUUUGAUAUGCUCCGCUUGACGCGGGAUUCAGUUGAAUCAGUCAGAAAGUCGCAGCGAUUCCCUGUAAACAUUCAGUAAAUGUAGGAUGACCAAGAUCAUGGAGCAUAAAUAUGAGGAUGAGAUCCAGAUGCUUCAGAAGGAGAUUGAAAUGCUGGAGGCUGAACGAGAAGAAAGUCUACGAUCCAUUUUCAUAGAGCAUGGAGGUCGACUGCAACAGGAAAUAAAAUCAGUCCUUGAGGAAAAGGAAGGCGGUGGAGAACAAAAACACGCUCUUUCAAAGCUCAUCACACAAAUCAAAAAUCUGGAGAAAGACCGCAGACGACAGACUGAAAUCAACGGGAUCGCUCUAAAUGAGUGCUUUAUGAAGACGUUGCACAAAAGUGAAAGCAAGCAGGUACAGCAAGUCAGACUUGCUGGUCACUGCGGUCAGCUUUUGUUUCAAGUUGAGUUUGCCGUGACUGAGAUUCAGGAGGAUAAAGUUUUGCACAGAAGAAUUACCGAGCUCAAUAUUGUCGUGGAUGGUGCAGAAUUUAAAGAUUUUUCUGCAUUCGUAUCCAGAGUGGAGGACACAAAAGAUCUUCUCUUGUUCUUCAGGACCUUGAGGAUGUUCUCUGAACGAUGUGAGGAGAGGCAGCAAACAUUUCAGCACUUUCAGAAGAAGUACCCAGACGUGGUCAGCUUACCCGAGGGAUGCAGAUCUGAACUUAUGACCAUACGAAGUCCUAAACUGCCUGGGGUCUCCAUGACUAUAUUUUGGAAGAUUGAUGUUUCCAAGGAAGGACUGGUAAAACCAUCACUGGAGCUCCUUUUGAAGAUGCCAGAUCAGGCUCAAGAACUGGACACAAAGAAAGUGAUGGAAAAUGGGUCCGAUCACUUCAAGAGCCUCCUGCAGAUCCUCGGGGUGGAGGCAUCGAUCGAGGGUUUGAUAAGAACCUUGUGUCUGUAAAAAGUCAAAGAAAACUCCGACAACAUGUACACAAUGAGCGCUU